Cajanus cajan (pigeon pea) is the source of this 1360-nucleotide messenger RNA. RefSeq names its product SCAMP family protein (gene SCAMP5). NCBI's taxonomy places the organism in Eukaryota, Viridiplantae, Streptophyta, Magnoliopsida, Fabales, Fabaceae. Gene Ontology annotation, biological process: protein transport. Gene Ontology annotation, cellular component: recycling endosome membrane; trans-Golgi network membrane. The record is from RefSeq and is a predicted model, not a curated record.
AAAUCCAAAACCAUAUCCCGCGUUGCGAACAAGCCAGGUAGCUAGAAAAAGAAAAGCGAGAAAGGUGCGGUCUCUCACCGCACGCACUAUCUCACUCGCUCACGCACCUCACGCCGUUAUCCUCGCACGUUUUUGCGGAUCUAACUGAGUUCUCGCCAUGAAUCGCCACCACGAUCCCAAUCCUUUCGACGAAGAAGAAGUGAAUCCUUUUUCGAAUGGUGGUGCUGCUCCUGCAUCAAAAUCACGAGUUCCACCAGUAGCAUCUGAGCCUCUGGGAUUUGGUCAAAGGCAUGAUGCUACAGUUGAUAUUCCUUUGGAUAAUACAAAUGACUCUAAGAAAAAAGGUCAAGAGCUAGCAGCUUGGGAAGCAGAUUUAAAACGGAGAGAGAAGGAAAUAAAAAAAAGAGAAGAGGCUGUUUCUAGAGCCGGUGUGCCUGUUGAUGAUAAGAAUUGGCCUCCAUUUUUCCCAAUCAUUCACCAUGAUAUUGCCAAUGAGAUACCAGUUCAUGCUCAAAGGCUGCAAUAUUUGGCCUUUGCUAGUUGGUUAGGAAUUGUUCUCUGUCUAGUUUUUAAUGUAGUUGCUGUUAUUGUCUGUUGGAUUAGAGGCGGCGGUGUUAAAAUAUUUUUCCUUGCGGUGAUAUAUGCUCUACUUGGUGUUCCCCUUUCAUAUGUUCUUUGGUACAGGCCUCUCUAUCGUGCUAUGAGGACGGAUAGUGCACUGAAGUUUGGUUGGUUUUUCAUGUUCUACUUGCUUCAUAUUGUAUUUUGCGUCUUUGCUGCGAUUGCGCCUCCAAUUGUUUUUCAUGGAAAAUCAUUAACGGGCAUCCUUGCUGCAAUUGAUGUCUUCUCAGACCAUGUAUUGGUUGGGAUAUUCUAUUUGGUUGGAUUUGGCAUGUUUUGCUUGGAGGCUCUUCUAAGCUUGUGGGUGCUUCAGAAAAUAUACAUGUAUUUCCGGGGGCAUAAGUGAGACUGUUCUCGGGAUUUUGAUCCAACGGCUUUUAUAAUGUCAGUCACUUCACAGUGUGGCUUAGCAUAUUCUUUUUGUCUAUCUUAUUUUUCUUCAUGUAAUAUCUUUGUGUGAUAUUGGUCGUGUUCAUUGUAGUGAUUGUACCAGGUUUAGUUUGUACGAUACUAUGUAAUGAAUUCUGUGAAGUUCAGUAUAUCUACUAGUGUAUUGCCCUCCAGUGAAAAGAAAAUUUACUUUCGAUAAGCAGAUAUAUAGGGGAUUUCCUGUGAAGUACUACUGUUGUGGUGGUAAUGCAGUUGUGAUGCUCCCAAAGAAGCUAGUCCUCCAAAAUUAAAUGAUUAUGAUUCCGAUUAAGUUGAUUUUUACUGGAAUUAGAAACCACUUUAUACAUUA